Recurvomyces mirabilis is the source of this 1587-nucleotide messenger RNA. RefSeq lists its product as uncharacterized. Lineage: Eukaryota; Fungi; Ascomycota; Dothideomycetes; Mycosphaerellales; Teratosphaeriaceae. Gene Ontology annotation, biological process: retrograde protein transport, ER to cytosol; mitotic spindle disassembly; autophagosome maturation. Gene Ontology annotation, molecular function: ATP hydrolysis activity; polyubiquitin modification-dependent protein binding; ATP binding. Bases 1 to 1587 code for a protein of 528 amino acids. The transcript has 7 exons. The record is from RefSeq and is a predicted model, not a curated record. Gene Ontology annotation, cellular component: nucleus; cytosol; VCP-NPL4-UFD1 AAA ATPase complex.
AUGGAACCCUUCACGCUGGUAGAAGAGACGCAGCGUCCAGGACCCUUCCAACUGUUUGACGAUGUCGUCGACCUUGCGUCUGGCAAGACUGCGGAUCAUGACCUCUGCUACCUGAAAGCGCUGCGCGAUGCCAAUCCUGAUACCAUCGUCACCGCCAUUCCCACGUACAACAUCCCGCUACGUGCUUUUGCAGCUGCCGGCUUUGCCACUUGCACCCGGGACACUACUACAGAUUCAUAUGCCUCGUUUCGAGGCUUCAACGGUCCAAGAUUACGACAGAACAAAGGUAGUCUUGCCGAGAGCGUCCACUUCGCAAAGUAUCGCUACGUCUGGAACCAGACGAACUUCAUACUGUUCACGGUGCUGAAUGUGCAAUAUGUCCUCAUUGAACGGCGAGAUGAUGAGGAUGUGCUAGGACCAAGCAAAGUGGUCGACCAGCUCAUUCAAACUGUUGGCGACUGGCUGCUGAGUGAUCAGGAAGUUGUCUGGGUCUACGACAGGUACUGGCAGCGCAACAAGCAGCUUUACCACGAGGUGAUGAAAGCGACGUGGGAUAAAGUCAUACUGGAUGAAAGGCAGAAGAAGGACCUCACCAAUGUCACCAAGAAGUUCUUCGAGUCCAAGCAAGUCUAUGAAGAUCUGGGGGUGCCAUGGAAGAGAGGACUACUGUUCCACGGACCGCCCGGCAACGGCAAAACCAUCUCGAUCAAGGCUCUUAUGCACACUCUUCUUGAUCGAAAGGAUCCCAUUCCUGCACUAUAUGUCCGUAAUGCUCCAAUGACAUACGACAUUCGGAGUGUCUUUGUGCAAGCUCGGGCAUUGGCACCGUGUAUGCUGAUCUUGGAGGAUGUCGAAACGAUCGUCACUCCACAAACCAGAUCCUAUUUCUUCAACGAGAUGGACGGCUUAGAGAACAACGACGGACUGUUCAUCGUCGCAUCGACCAACUUCCUGGACCGUCUUGAUCCCGGACUUUCGAAGCGUCCAUCCCGUUUUGACCGGAAGUACUUGUUCCCAUUGCCCAACGAGCACGAGAGGACGCUAUACUGCGAGUUCUGGCGACACAAACUGGAGAAGAACAAGGACAUUGACUUCCCAAAGAAAUUAUCUCCAGCCAUGGCGCAUGUCACUCCUGGAUUCUCCUUCGCUUUCCUACAAGAGUGCUUCGUUGCUACACUCCUAAUCAUGGCUCGGCAGGAGGAAGAUCUGAACGAGACGCUGAAGGAGGACCAUGAUCUCAACGAGUAUGAGCUCUGGAGGGUCUUCAAGGCUCAGGCCGAUAUCCUUAGGAAGGAGGUUGAAGGCCAAGAUGGCAAUAUUACCAGUCGAUCCCACCAGAGUUCAGGUACGAGUGAGUUGCUUGACCUACAAGCCUCUCAGGAUUCUCAGGCUAGACCAGGUAGCACCUAUCGGGUGUUGAGACAACCAUCUGCCACAGAGCUGCAGAUGCAAGCCGAUCUGCCCGACCUCGCCGCCAUGCAAAUCAAGGAGCGGGAGCUCCCAGAGUUGUACCGUAAGUUGACAAUCAGUCCCAAUCCGCCUCAACGCUCUGCCUCGCAUACGAUCCUGUUCUUAUCUGAUCACUAA